GCCAAACUCGCACCCUUCGGCCACCACCCAAUCUUCCCCUGGAGCUUCGAGGAGACGCUGGGAAAACCCCCCCAUGCCCCCCCGAGAGUCACUUGCACAUUCGGGGGAUGGGCCUUGGUUGCUGUGGAUCCACCAAACCUAAUCAAUCGGAGCCCCAUCCACGUUCCCUUCUGUUGAACCCGCCCCGAAAUCUCUCCUCCCAUUCCAGCGCCUUCUUAGUUAGCCUGUUUGCUGGUGCCUCUACUUCCUCCCUCUCCCGGUCGACUCCUCUUUCCUCCCAUCCUGAUGUGAUUUGCUUCCCAGCAGCAAUUCAAACGCCCUUUCUCGACGUCCGCUUUUUCUGCUGUUUAAUUCGAAACAUCGACACUCGCUUGAUUCUACCCGCUCGUUUUGGUCGUUUAUUGAAAGAGGAGGAAUUGACAAACCAAACACAAAUCUCCCGGGUCCCAAAUUACUCGACAAGCCAACGACAACCCCCAGGUUUUGUUAUUGCGAAUUUACUGUGCGAAAAUAGGGGUGGCCACAACCAACACCAUCUCCCUCAACCACGACUACUCGAUACCGAAUAUCGAAAGACACAAAGGACGUCCUUCUCGACCGACUGCACUCGCUUAUUAACCCAUUUUGGUUAAUUUUGAAGGCCUCGACGACGUCCUUCCGCUCGGAACCUCGUCCUCAUCUUCAACACACCCUCAUAAAUUUCACCGGGAAUCUACCUCCCCCCACAUCAAAAUGAAGGCCGUUCAGUCUCUCGCUCUCGGCCUUGCCGUCUUCACUCCUCUGGCCUCCGCCUGGCCCAAGUGGCUUCCAGAUGUCGACGCCCUGGUUGUGCGGCAAAACGAUGAAUCCUCAACCGCUGCCGCAACUCAGACCGCGACUGCUCAGACUGGCGCCACAGCAACAGGAACGGCACAGGCGACAAACACCGGCGGCGCGAAGACCACCAACCUCAACACCGCAAAGCUUCCUACAGGCACUGAGACGGGCACUGGCACCAAGACAGGCACCAGCAAGUCCAAGGCGACCUCUUUCGAUGACACAGAUCCGGCUGGUGGCAUUACCAUGGUCACGCCAGCGGCCACGGCUCAGUCUAUCAACCUUUACAAAAUUGGAGACUUUGUCACUUGGGGAUGGAACUACACAAACCUCCAAGCCUCUCCUACGGCCAUCGAUGUCCUUGUUUCGUGCUCAUCCAUGGCUCAGACCUGGACAUUGACACAGAACAUGACCUUUGCUCAGCCCGCCUCCUUCACCUGGGAUUCGAGCGUGCAGGCGACCGACCCCUCAGCGCCGCUGCGAAAUGACGAAUACACUCUUGUUAUCUAUGACGCGGAAUCAAGCGUCAGUGCUACCGCCCAGCCUGGCUACCUCGGCGUCUAUUCCAGCUUCAAGUUUGGCAUGUACAAGGCCCAAGAAUACAAGCCCCUGAACGAGUGGAACUGCGCAACGUGCUCUGCUGCGUCUGGUCUCGACAGCAAGGCUCUCGGCAUGGCUGUCGGUAUGAGCAUUCUCACGGUGGCCAGUUUCACAUGGUUUGUGGCGGGAGUGGGCAUGUUUUAACGACGUGUUCUAUAAUGACCAAAAAAUUUCAUCUGUAAUUUUUGAAUAUCUAGUUGCUUUGGGGGGCCUUACAAGAGCGAGGAACAAGAGUCCAGCGGUAAUCAUUUACGGUGGUCAUUUCUACACAACACAAGGGGCGGCGUUAUGUGUCACAGCAUGGUCGGGCAAAAUAUGACUCCGCAUAUAGGUAAACUCAAGACGUUUAUGAGUGUUAUCUUGAUAUAUAGCUUAAUUGAUGAUACUGGCUGAUACAUGGCCGUAU
This is a messenger RNA of Colletotrichum scovillei, 1822 nucleotides long. RefSeq lists its product as uncharacterized. The record is from RefSeq and is a predicted model, not a curated record. The transcript is spliced from 2 exons. The coding region runs from base 733 to 1560 and encodes 275 amino acids. Lineage: Eukaryota; Fungi; Ascomycota; Sordariomycetes; Glomerellales; Glomerellaceae.